CUUCAACUUCCGCAGCAGUUAUUUCCAGAUCCUUUCAACGCCACAGCCGUCUUCUGGCAGAAGUCAACGGCCCAAGGAAGACAGUCGCAUACUUGAGCUCUGCAUAUUGAGCUCCGGCUUCUGCGACUCAAGUGCGGCUUUGUCACAAUGUCAACAUCGCAAGGAGUCAAUGUACUCCGGUGGUCAGCUCUUAUCGGAGGUAUCUUCUACGGAUUUUCGCAUCAAAGAACUAUCAACGCACACACUGCAGCAGCACGCGAGAAGGCCGAAUACGAUCACAAAGCUGAAUUAAUACAAAAAGCCAAGCUGGAAUGGGCAAAGAAGACACUACCUCCCCAAUCCAAGACCGGCAGUGGUGACAUCAUUACGGAUCCCAAUGACAAGAAUUUCGAUCUCGAAGCCUACCUGACAAAGCUUUCCGCAGAAAGCUGAGCGAUGACUACGGGCCAAGGAGGGAAGCGACAAAACUUGAGGAUAGGUGAUAUCUCGAAAAGCUUGGGGAAAACCACGAUAGAGACGGGCGUUGAUUCGAGUUGAUACCCAAGUGGUCUGGUCUUGGAGAUGGCGGACGUCGCCUUCGCACCGGAAGGAAAGCGUUGGCGGCUCGCAUACAGCUUGUACAUACUGGUUGAAGGCACGCGCUGUUCUAAUCUGCGCUGCAUGUAAAAUCAUGAUCCCAUUGACAAGGAUGAGAAUAUCUGCGCUUGCCCUGUUGCAUGGUGCACGAUGUCAUGUCGAUACCUGUUACCAACGCCGGCAUCAAGGUCUGCCAGCCGUGGUCGGAUGUUUGAAGCAAGACCAGAGUGCAGCAUCUAGAGAGAUCGCCUUUCGUCAACCCAGAAUCACCAAGGCGGUUCAGUCAUUCAUUGCACAGGUGCACCUGACCAUCGGUUGGAGCUCCUAAUCGUCUCUGACACCGCUGCCGUACUCUGCAGAUACCACACCCUACC
Cladophialophora immunda is the source of this 950-nucleotide messenger RNA. RefSeq lists its product as uncharacterized. Gene Ontology annotation, biological process: proton motive force-driven ATP synthesis. The transcript is spliced from 3 exons. NCBI's taxonomy places the organism in Eukaryota, Fungi, Ascomycota, Eurotiomycetes, Chaetothyriales, Herpotrichiellaceae. The coding region runs from base 148 to 432 and encodes 94 amino acids. The record is from RefSeq and is a predicted model, not a curated record. Gene Ontology annotation, molecular function: proton transmembrane transporter activity.